AUGAAUCCCAGCAGCAUUGUGGCUGUGCUGCCUCCACUGCGAGCCCUUCCUGAUGAUGGAUCGGACUACUUUGCAGCGCUUCUCCGAUCAAGCGGCGACUUUCGGGAGGCAUCGGGCAUCCGGGCCCGGAUCUUGGAAAGCGAGCAUCGUCAGAAUCUCUACCUUGCCAAUCUCACGAUCCAAGUCUAUGGAAAGUUUGGCAGGAUUGACGAGGCACGCGCGGUCUUUGAUGCCAUCAACCGCCCAAACGUUUUCUCGUGGACUAUCCUCCUCACGGCAUAUGCCCAAAGAGGGCAUCUGGACGAUGCCAAACGGGUUUUUGACAAGAUGCCCGAGCGCAACCACGUCGCGUGGAAUGGGCUCCUCGCGAACGGGCAUCUGGAAAAAGCCCAGGAGAUAUUCCAAAGCAUGCCGGAGAGAGACGUAGUUUCCUGGACUGCGAUCAUCACCGUUUAUUCCGACAAAGGCCAAGUUCUCUCAGCGAAAAAACUCUUCGAUUCCAUGCCUGGCAGGAACAUCGCUUCCUGGAAUGCGAUGAUCCAAGUCUACUCCCGCAGCGGGAACCUCCAAGAGGCCAACCAGCUCUUCCACCGAAUGCCCGAGCGCGACUUCGUCUCGUGGAUCAACAUCAUCACCGCCAACGUUCACUGCGGGAGCAUCGAACAGGCAAAGUCAGUCUUUGACGAGAUUCCCGAACAAGAAACUCAAUCCUGGAAUGCGAUGCUUACCGGUUACGCCCAGCACGGGAACUUGGAGGCCGCCAAGAGCAUCUUCGACAGCAUGAAGCACCGGAACAUCGUUUCCUGGAACUCCAUGAUCCAAGUCCACGUCCAAAAGGCCAACUUAGCCGAGGCAAAGCAGCUCUUUGACAGGAUGCCCGAGCGAAACCUCCCGUCCUGGACUGCUCUGAUCACUGCCUACGCGCAGGAAGCCGACGUGAGGUCGGCCAAGCAGGUCUUCGACAGCAUGCCCGAGCUCGACGUAGUCGCGUGGUCGACGAUGAUAACUUGCUGCGCACAAGCCCGCCAUCUUCGCGAUGCCAAAGAAACCUUCGACACUAUGCCGGAGAGGAACCUGGUUGCCUGGACCAACAUGAUAACUGCGUACGCUCAGUCUGGAAAACUGGACGAGGCCCGAGAGAUGUUUGAAAGAAUGCCGGUACGUGAUGGAGUAGCCUGGAACACCAUGAUCUCUGCUUAUGCCAACCACGGUUAUCCGGACGAGGCCAAGGUCCUGUUUGAUGGAAUGCCGCAGCCCGACAUGGUGUCCUGGAACGUGAUAAUGGAGUCUUAUGCCCAGAACAACCAGCUCCUCGAAGCAAGGACCACCUUUGAGAAGAUGCCCGAGCGGGAUAUAGUUGCCUGGACUGUGCUUGUGGCCGCGUACGCCCAAGCAGGACAUCUGAUCAAAGCCAGGAAGAUCUUCGACUGCCUCCCGAAACAAAACGUUGUGUCCUGGACAGCCAUGAUAGCUGCUUAUGCCCAUUCUGGCCAUGGUAAGCUUGCCGUCGAGCUCUUCCAACUGAUGGAUCUCGACGGACUCAGCCCCGAUGAGAUCACGGUCACGGGUCUUUUGAGUGCCUGUAGUCACGGUGGCCUCUUCAAGGAAAGCUUGCAGUACUUCGGCUUCAUGAACCAGGACUACGGAUUAAAUCCGUCUGCCGAGCACUACUGCUGCAUGAUCAACGUUCUCGGCCGUGCUGGGCAGCUGAAGCAUGCGCAGGAGCUACUCCAAGGGAUGCCAUACCUUCCCGAUGGCACAACUUUGGGAGCCUUGCUGGGAGUGUGGUCAGCUUACGGUGGUGCGUCUGCCGGAUCAAAUAUAGCCGAGCGCGUCGUUGAGCUGGACCCUGAGAACUCGGCACCAUAUAUCUCUCUGGCUAACAUCUUCGCAGCUGAAAGUCGUCGUCGAAGAGCCUCGACUUAA
This is a messenger RNA of Selaginella moellendorffii, 1926 nucleotides long. RefSeq names its product pentatricopeptide repeat-containing protein At4g02750-like. The transcript is spliced from 2 exons. Gene Ontology annotation, molecular function: protein binding. The record is from RefSeq and is a predicted model, not a curated record. Lineage: Eukaryota; Viridiplantae; Streptophyta; Lycopodiopsida; Selaginellales; Selaginellaceae. The coding region runs from base 1 to 1926 and encodes 641 amino acids.